This is a messenger RNA of Selaginella moellendorffii, 1382 nucleotides long. RefSeq lists its product as uncharacterized. The transcript has a single exon. Gene Ontology annotation, biological process: regulation of DNA-templated transcription. Bases 319 to 915 code for a protein of 198 amino acids. Lineage: Eukaryota; Viridiplantae; Streptophyta; Lycopodiopsida; Selaginellales; Selaginellaceae. The record is from RefSeq and is a predicted model, not a curated record.
CGGUCGAUCGAAUUGGAGGGAGGCGCGGCUCGAUCGAUCGUCACAGGGCGCGAAUGGAGGUUCUAUAGAUUUCUUGAUCGAUUGCGCUGCCGAAAUCUCUCGCGAAUCACGGUUGGUCUCCGCGAAUUCGAGACGAUCAUAUCGGCUUCUCGCGAUUUGCCGCUGCGAUUCGUCCCUUGAUCGCGCCGAAAUCUUUGCUGCUCUCUCGAAAUCUCCGAUCGUCGGGGCAAUCUCUGUCGUAGUUCUUGAAGAUCGCGGCGAGAUCUCUGUCCGAGUUCCUUUCCUUCCGGUCGCGUGGAGGGACUCCUACCCUCUCCCAUGGACGACUACUACAUCGAAUUGCUCAAGAGCCACCUCUUGCCGCCGCUAGGCACCAUGAUGAGGAACGCUGAUCUGAGCGUCAAGGAGCGGGGGAAGGCGAUCAAGAAUCUGGCCGACGGAUCGCUUGCCAUCACUGGCAGCGGCGCGGGGUGGAGCGCCGCGCUGGGCGAUCAGCUCCAGCAACAAGAUCCAGCCGCCGCCGCCGCCGGGUCGAAUCUCUCCUCCUCGGGCCGGAGAUUUCCAGCGCUGCUGCGGGUCGCGCGCUCGUCCAAGCGAAAGAUUUGCCGGCGGCUGAGGCAUCGCAGUAUUCUCAAGGCCGCGGCGCGCCAGGUUCGUGCCAGCCGAUGCCAGGGACGAUUGAAGCGCAGGAUCAUGCAAUCCCAGCAGCAGCGACGAUCCAGCAGGGACGACGAGCAGACGAUCCAAUCUCGUGUCAAGGCAUUGCAGGGACUAGUUCCCGGCGGACACGACAUGAAUUGCUCGGUCCUCCUAGGCGAGGCCGCCGACUACAUGAUGUUCUUGCGGUUCCAGGUGGGCGUGCUACAAUCGGUGGCGGCGGCGAUCGAGAGCCAGCAGCAGCCACGAGCAAAUUAGAGACCAUCUCGCUCACUGUGGGGUUUAGCAACGAGGGUGGUGGAUUGGCGACGAUCGAUUCGUUCUAGAGUCUCUCCUUUCCGCCUCUCUUUUAUAUCAUCUCACACAAAAGGAAACCAGUCGCUGGCUACUUUCGGACGAGAACUCGAGCGAAGGCGAGCGAGAAUCGUCUCGUCCCGCGGUCGUGCGUGAUCUUCACAGCUGCAUGCGCAGGCAGAGCACGCUCUCAUAAAUUCCUACGCGGCUGUGAGCUUAUACGGGCCUUGCGUAUAAGACAAGUACACGAUGAAUGCUGCAGCCUCCAAAAGACAAAAAAAGGGAUGAAGCAGGCAGCGGAAUUCGCAGUUCACAUGGAUGUAGUUAAACAUUGAUGGAAAAAUUUGGCAAGUAUCAGAAAUCUUAAAAGGUGUAUGUAAAUUAUGCCUGAUCUUCAGGUGAAUUACGUAACUUGAUCCUGUGUGUACGUA